This is a messenger RNA of Maniola jurtina (meadow brown), 4477 nucleotides long. RefSeq names its product protein regulator of cytokinesis 1-like. Gene Ontology annotation, biological process: microtubule cytoskeleton organization; mitotic spindle midzone assembly. NCBI's taxonomy places the organism in Eukaryota, Metazoa, Arthropoda, Insecta, Lepidoptera, Nymphalidae. Gene Ontology annotation, cellular component: mitotic spindle midzone; cytoplasm; spindle. The record is from RefSeq and is a predicted model, not a curated record. The coding region runs from base 190 to 2511 and encodes 773 amino acids. The transcript is spliced from 14 exons. Gene Ontology annotation, molecular function: microtubule binding.
UCAAAGGCCGCAAAUAGAAAAACUGGUCAAACGACAUUUUGUUUUUGAUUUCUAACGUAUUUUGAACGGUGGUUUAGUGCAUUUAAUUUUGAUCCUGUUCAGAAUAAUUUUGUCUUAAUAAUUUAAAAUAAGCUUAUCAAAAAGACAUUCGCUGUGAUAAAAGCGCUUCGUGUUUUUAUAUACCUAUUGAUGGUGUUAUUUAAUGCAACCAUGAUUCAACCAAAAAUGAUUGUAACAAACGAUGAAAAUAUUAUCCAGCUAUUCAAUGAAGUUCGUGAGGAGAUAUUAGAAAAUGUAAGAUCCCUAAUGAAUGAACUCUGGAGCAACUGGUCACAUCUUGGUGUACCUGAGGAAACUAAAAUCACAAACAUCAGAACACUUGUACAAAUUGAAAAAAAUCUUCACAAAGACAUCAUUUUUGAGACAGAUAACAGGUUGAAGCAGAUGGAGGAGAAGAUAGCAAAGUUAAAAGAAGAAACUGAAGAAUUAAGCCGGUGCCUUUCAGUGGACAUAACAGUACUAGAGUUAGAGGAAGAUAUGGCGUUGAUUGAAUACAAGGAUGCUUUAGAAGAACAACUGUCUGUGUACAGAAUCCAAGCUGAGCAGCGUCGCAAAAAAAUGGAUAGGCUCCUAGAAUGGCAGCGUGACCUUGUAGACAAGCUAGGUGUCACCAUGCACGAGUUGCAAGAGGAGCCCUUACCAGCUGAGGAGGAGUUGGACAAACUGAUGAGUCACUUGGAAGUGCUGCAAGCCGAGAGGGACAAGAGAGUGGAGCUAUUCCUGAACACGCAAGUCGAGAUCAAGGAUAUCAUGGCUAAACUCCAAAUCAAGCCUCAAAACAAGUUUGAGCAGAUGGCUGUAACAUCCAUGUCUGUAGACUUCAAGGUGACUGAUCAGAAUAUGGACCGACUGGCGAUGCUGCGUCAGGACUUGGAGGAGAAAUACGAGCAGACCAAUAACAGGGUGUUGGAGCUGCGCGAGCGCUUAACAAGACUGUGGGACUGCUUGGAAGAAGACCAAGUGUACCGCGAGAACUUCCUGCAAGCUCACACCGGCUGCCAUCCGCUAACUGAAACGGCCAUCAAAGAGGAGAUCAAGCGGUGUGAUCAAAUAAAGCGGCAAAAGAUUUCGGUGUUUGUAGCCAACGUGCGUACAAAGAUCAAGCUUAUGUGGGAUAACCUGAUGUAUUCUCAAGCUCAGCGCCAGGAGUUUGUCCACUACUAUCAGGACAUCUUUACUGAAGACACUCUUACAUUGCACGAACUGUAUCUAAUGAAGAUUUCCAAGUUAUAUGAUGAGACUAAACACAUCUUCGAGCUAGUAGGAACUCGUAAGGAGCUAUGGAGCAAGAUGACGGAGCUAGAGGCGCGCGCCUCCGAGCCGGGCCGCUACCAGAACCGCGGGGGGCAGUUGUUGCAGGAGGAGAAAGAACGCAAAACUAUCGCCAACAAAUUACCGAAAAUCGAGCAGCAAAUUCGCGAUUUGGUGUUGCAAUACGAGGCGAAGACGGAAACCGUUUUCACUGUGGACGGCAAACCACUUUUGCAGCUGAUACAGGAUGAGUGGGAAACAAGGAAGGCGGAGCGCCAGAACAAGCUGUCGGCGCGCAAGCAGGCGCAGGCGCUCACACCUACUCCACAGCUGUUGCGCUCGCUCGCCACGUCGCCGCUGGGCAAGCGCAACCGCACCGCCGCCGGCCUCGCCGCCACCGGCGAGAGAUACAAGCCACCAAGCAAGCGUCAACUCAUCACUGGCAGCGCGACCAAGGCCAUGAAUGCGGUCACAUCCAACCUCUCUGCGUUCAAGAGAUCCGCCGUGUCUACUGUUAAAAGGCGUAUAAGCGGGCGUCUGGCGGCGAAGGCUUUGGUCGACAAUAAAACUGAUCGCGCUAAGAGGAAACUGGACUACGAUGGCCCGAACAACAAGAAGACUCCGCAACCCAAGGCCAAUGGCAGCAUACUUAAACAUAAGCGAGCGUCGCGCGGCCGUCGCAGUUCGACCACCGCAAGCAGUUCGCGCGACACGGAGCGCUCGGACAAGAACCCGCUGCAAGACUCCACCAUGAUGACUACUUAUUCUGAUUUUAAGGACAUCAUCAACGAACGACAGACAAGCCGCAGCUCUAUGGCCAAUCAGCCGAAAAACCACUUUAACAUUCCCGCCGUCGCAGUCUACGAAACUUGCGUAGAACAAAGUGAAACUCCGAACAAAUUGCGAACAAAGCCACCUGUAACCCCGAAAAUCGGCAAAGAGAACUUCCAACAGUUAAACUUGCCGAUGACGCCUAAAAGUAACCUGUUCACCACGCCUACGAGAUUAACACGGUCCGCUUUGAAGUUAAACAAUGACGGUUUUGCCACCCCCCGCGCUCCGCUGAGCUGCAGCAAAACGAAUGUCCAUAGGCAAACACCAGGCACAAAUAUGACCCUUAAAGUCACCCCUAACGGCAUGGGCAGGUCCAACUCACAUCUUAACUUAAUGCGAACGAAAAAUUUACCACCUAUCAUGUGAAACAUUAGAGUAUUAUUUUAGUAUGCAAUAUGGAAGUGCGAGCACUAAAGGAACGCUUACAUGGGCAAUUGUUGCUCGGCAAUCUGGAGCAAUAAGUGGUGCAAUCUGGAGCAAUUAUUUCCCAUAAUAUUGCUGAAAUUUUCAGUUAUUGCUGUGUAUUACAGUAAAUUGCUUCAUGUGGUUGUGAUGUCAUAAUUGACUAAAUUGCCUGGAAUUGCGGAAUUUCAAUUGCCCGUGUAAGCGUACCUUAAGGUUGCGCAGUAACAUGGCUGCUUAUUCGAAAAACGAGCCAAUUCAAUUCAAAGUAUGCUUCAAGGACAGUCAUCAAGCGCAAGCACAAAAUUGUAUCGUGUUUAUGCAAAGUUUGUAUUAUGAACUGAUAACUAUGGCUAAGUAUAUUGACAUCACUUAACAUUUGUGCAAAAUUGGGGACUUAAAUCAUGAAAAAUCCCUGCAUUCAUUUUGUUUUAGAUCAAAUAAUAAUACUAAUUUCAAAUCGAUUUCCAGAUUUAUUAUUUUUUAAGAUCCAAUAUUAUGUUUAAAACCAUCAAAGUAUGUACAUAUUGCCAAAAUUAUGUUUCACAUAACACUUGCUCAAUUUUGUGACCAUGCAGAAAUCGGUGUAAUUGUAUUGCCAUCGCAAUUUUCGUCGAGUGUGCAUAAGCGAGCAAUAUGAAAUAGCAUUACAUUUAGCGUAGAUAGCGCCUACAACUAAUUUGCUGCGCUCAUGAUGGUCUGUCCUUAAGCCCUAAUAUAUAAUUUUUGUGAUUUUAAUAUUUUUUCGUUCAAACUGAAUCUCUACCGUUAUUAAAUUGCAAGCCACACCGCGAGCUAAGCUAACUUAGUUCUCGUAUCUUUGGCAUCUUUUCCUACUUCAGUUUACCGCGAACUAAGUUAAGAGAGCUAACUGAACUGUGCCUUUCUUCAUCCCCGCGCCGCGCGCGUGGUCACUACAUCUUUUAGGUUUCGAUCUGAAUGUACAAAUAGUUCAUUAGCUUAGCUUAGCUCGCGUAGCUUCGUCAUUUUUCAUACUUGAGAUCACACCGCUAACUACAGAGCUAAGCUUAGCGAGCUAAUUGAGCUGUGCCUCCCUUCCUCUCCGCGCCGGACUCAUUAUGACGACAUUUUUUAAGCUUUCGGUCUGAACCCUAGAUAUAGCUAGCUUCGCUCGCAUAGUUCCCCGAAAUGACCCUACGUAAGCUGAAUUAGUUUAGUUCGUAGUGUGGCUCGCGGUUUAAGGGCGCAGUCUCACCAGGCAUUUACAACUGUAGGCUGACUAAACAGCAUCGGAUGGUACCACAAAAUAGUAUCUUCCAGGUACAGAAGACUCACUCCGCAAAUACUUAAAUAAAUAGGUCUGCGUAUUGUACGCGCGUAGAAUGACCGACACUAUAUAAUAUUGAGCGCUACAGGCAUAACGCAAUAACUCAAGUAGGUUUCUGCGGUAGUGGAACGGUGCGGGAGGGUUGUGAUCACGUGACGCGAGCUCACUGAUUUGUUAACUUGUGAUAACUUACCCCUCCCGCACCUCUCCACUACCGCAAGAGCCUCCUCAGUAUCCUCCUACUAUACGCUAUCUCUAUAACGCGAGUGAAUAUUCAGCUGCAAAAUGUACGGUGUGACUGCACCCUUAGGUAGGUUUUCAUUACUCCAGUAACUCAUUCCAGCGCUGGAAUUUGCGUCACUGGAUUGCUGCGCUGAUCGGAAUACUGGAUCAAUAAAAACCAGCCCUAAUGGUCUGUAAAUAAUUUAUUUUCAAUUGUAUUUGCACUACAUAUUCGACUGUUGAUAUAAAUAUAAAUAUAAAUAGUAUUAAUUUUUUUAAGUAGAUAUUAUAUUACAAUAAUAAGUUUUUUUAUAGAUUUUUAAGUUGGAUUUAAUUUUAAUUUAGAGUUUUGUUUAGUUGAUAGUUCGAAUAGCGUAGUUAUCUUUGAAGUAAAUUAAAUAAAUAAAGCGAUAUAGCCUU